Messenger RNA from Paracoccidioides lutzii Pb01, 1362 nucleotides. RefSeq lists its product as hypothetical. Bases 1 to 1362 code for a protein of 453 amino acids. The transcript is spliced from 2 exons. The record is from RefSeq and is a predicted model, not a curated record.
AUGGCGACAACUCCACCCCCGCGGGUUAUUGGAACACCGCCAACUCCGCGACAUGGCCCCAGAUUCGAUGCAUUCGAGCCGCAUUCGACCCGCCAAUCGGCCCGUUUAGCAAACCGACAGGCGUCUCGAGGUUCUCCGUCGUUUUCAACGCCUUCUACCCAGUGCUCACCCAAUGACACCGACCUUUCGACGGAUGGAAUCUCGAAGAAAAUAUGUCCCAUUGAACAGGAUGCGUUCUCCCUGCCCCAGUCACCACUAGCUUCUCCCACGAGGAGAAGCAAUCGGAAGGGGAAUGGGACCCAACAGGUCACACAAGCCAAUUCACUCUUUGAUAACACCAGAGGGCAAACUCACCCUACUUCUCAAUCUGUCUCACUCAGUUUGCCAAACAUCUAUGGUCAGCAUACGACCCUAACGGCCAAUAUGCUCCCGACGCCUGCAAAAACUCCCCGCAAAAAGGCGGUCCCCGAUCCCAGUGUGGUUGCUCGUACCCUAUUCAAGAACGACACUAAACCCAACAACCAUGAAAUGCCUACACCUAAAAGGCAAAAGGGUAAAAAGUUUAAGGGGUUUUCUCUGGAAAGCUUUGAAGCGGAGGCGGAGAUAGAAGCAAAUGAUAAAAUUACAAUCUUCACCGAUUCAAGAGAUAGAAUUCCUGAAGUGCAUGAAACCACAGAAAACCCUUUCCUUUGUCGACCUAAUGAUGGAUCCACUUCAGCAAAGGGAAUUCGGCAAGCUACGCGCGACAAGAAAAUGGAGGAAGUCUUGCAUCGAGACGACGGCAUGCUUUACGUUUUCCGUGGAAAGAAGACAUUCCGAAAAUUCGAUUCCGACACAGAAGAAGAUGAUGACGAGACUGACCAAGGGCUUUUGGCUUGUCGGCCUGAUCUUCUGGCCGAGGGUGGUCUCCCGCGUAUCCGCCCUCUCACCCGUUCAUCCAUCAAGCCACGUCUGCUUUUCCCAACUGCGUCCCAGCGAGGAACAACACCUAGCUUGAAAUCUGACAACAGUCAAAAGGCUGCGGGUCCGGUGGAGAAAUGUGAAGCUGAUGAACACGACGAAUCCAGAUCUAAUAGCGAUCUUCCUCAUGCAAGCAGUGAAGAUGUUCCCAUAACAUCACCAUCCAAAACGACAGUGUCAACUUCCUCAACUUCUCUUCCUGGCCGCUCCCUCCGCUCCCAUAUCAAGGAAGGACAGGUCGCUUUAGGUUCAAACGCACCCUCUCAAACCAGUAAUGGGACUGUAGCUCGCGUUAGCCCUUUCGCCAGAUGGACCAGGACAAAAUCCCAAGUGAGAAAGAGAGUCGCAGCUAAAUCUAGUGACAGCGGGGAGCCUGCUAUAAAGAAAUCUCGCACACAGUAA